Argiope bruennichi is the source of this 351-nucleotide messenger RNA. RefSeq names its product ER membrane protein complex subunit 6-like (gene EMC6). Lineage: Eukaryota; Metazoa; Arthropoda; Arachnida; Araneae; Araneidae. The transcript has a single exon. Gene Ontology annotation, biological process: protein folding in endoplasmic reticulum; autophagosome assembly. The record is from RefSeq and is a predicted model, not a curated record. Gene Ontology annotation, cellular component: EMC complex; membrane; endoplasmic reticulum. Bases 1 to 351 code for a protein of 116 amino acids.
AUGUCCAAAAGUCUGAACAAAAUGAAAUACAGGAAAGAAAAGGGCGAGAUUGUUGCUUACAGCGAAGGAGCCGUUCGUCAUAAUCUGGGAUUGCUUGAAUAUUGCCGGACCUCGAUGGCAGCUUUAUCCGGAAGCACUGCAGGAAUCUUGGGUCUAACUGGAUUACUUGGAUUUGCAUUUUUCGUGUUUUCGGCUAUUGUUUUAUGGUUAUUUCUCCUUGGUAAAGCCGGUGCAAAAUGGGAGAAGUAUUUCCGAAGCAGAACACAACUUCUAACUAGCGGAUUUUUUGGUGGAUUAAUAACUUAUAUCUUAUUUUGGACUUUCUUGUAUGGAAUGGUUCAUGUAUAUUAA